GAGAGCACCCAGUCAAUAUUUGAGAGCAGUCUUCAUCAGCACAUCAGGAGAGACACCAGAGUGAAGCCGCUGAGAGACUCAGAAGAUAGCAAAGAUGCAGUGGAGUCUGUUUCUGCUCAUUCUGAUGGGUCAAUGUUUCUUCUUCACCUGUCACCCCUAUAAGUACCACUUUAUUAAAGAGAACAAGACCUGGGAUGAAGCCCAGAAAUAUUGCAGAGAGAAGCAUACUGACCUGGCCACAGUGUAUGACAUGACAGACAUGGAGAGACUCCGUUACUCUAAAGAGAAACAAGAAGCAGUCUGGAUUGGGCUGCGCAGCAACCCAGAAACAGACAAUAGGACGUGGCACUGGUCUCUGCCAGGGGUGGAGUUCAAUGACAGUGAGACAAAGACAAAGUGGGAUACUACUGAACCCAAUGAUUGUCAAGGAAAUACUGAGAACUGUGUGCGGAUGGACAAGCCUGAUUGGAAAUGGAAGGAUGAUCAAUGUGAUAACCAUCACAACUUUAUCUGCUACAAUGAAAAACAGGAACCCAAUAAAAAUUUCCAUUUGAUUACCAAUGCACUGUGCUGGCCCGAAGCUCAGAACUACUGCAGAGAACAUCACACCGACCUGGUCAGUGGACUCAAUCAGUUAAAUGACCCGGAUCUCAAGGAACAAAUUCAUUCUUAUGAUGUGUGGAUCGGCCUGUUCAGAGACACCUGGAGGUGGUCAGAUGGGAGUCAUUUCUCUUUCAGAAACUGGCAUGUGGAGUUAUUUCCAGAUGACGACAGCAAGAAAUGUGCCAAAUGUGCCAUGACUAUGUUAAAUGGAACUGGAAAAUGGAACUCUGAUGAUUGUAAUAUAAAAAGAUCCUUCUUCUGCUAUAAAGAUAGAUUUGUCCUGAUCGAGGAGAACAAGACUUGGGAGGACGCCUUAUAUUACUGCAGAGAGAACUACAAUGACCUGGCCUCCAUCACUAACCUUAAGGAGCAGAGAUGGAUCCAACAGAAAGCCAAGAACGCCUCAACUCCUUUUGUCUGGCUGGGACUGCGCUACACCUGCACCCUGGAAUUCUGGUUCUGGGUCAGUGACGAGGUCGUCGGCUAUAAGAACUGGGCCUCAGGUGUAAGGAAUGAUGAGUGUGACAUGUCUGGAGGCAUGGAAAGAGGAGGAGAACAUAAGUGGUCCAGUCGGCCUGAUAAUAACAUGUAUAAUUUCAUCUGUUCUACGUUUUAAAACAUUUCUGUUUUUUGGUGGUGUGUUUCUCUUGAACAGUCAACAGGCUGAAAUAUAAUGUAACAUGUAUAACGAUGUAUUCAUUAACGUAUAAUCACCUGAAUAGAGAAAUCCUUAUGAUUUUUUUACCUUAGAAUGAGCCGUUUAUAUAUAUAUAUAUAUAUAUAUAUAUAUAUACACAGAUAUGUAUGGACUUCACGACUAAUUGUGAUCUGCUCUUCUGUUAUGAUUUGUAGCUAUAAACUGAAUUGAAUUAUCCUAUUUUGACACAGUACAACAGGUUUUUUACAGCAGAUAUUUGACUUGUCAAAAAAGCAACAGCAGUGUCUUUUUUAUAACAGAACUUGUGAUUGGUCUUAAUCCUGUCCUUUAGAAUUGCCUUGUGGAUAUAAUAAACAUAAAAGACGUGUACAUGCCUCUGUAUCAGUAUCAGAAGAUGUCCACAGGUGACUCCUCUAUCCACCUGUUCUCUAUGUUAUGACAGAUUUAAUAUAAUUUGGUCAUGUCACAGUUAUAUGUACUGUAGCUGCAUUUGUAUUUUGUUUUUUGUUGUAUUCAACAUUGUCCAGAGAGUAAGACCGGGGAGGACGCCUUGAAUUUCUGUACCACCACCGUGAUCUGGUGUCCAUCACUAACCCUCAUCAGCAGAGAUGAGACUCUUCUAAUGUUUUUUUGUUUUGUUUUGUUUAUCCUAAUCACAUUUAUGAUUUAUUUAUGAGAGACUAACUAUAAAAAUAAUAAAUUUACACUGUUUUGCUUCUUACACUCACAAGAUUUUCUUCUUGGUCAAGAUCAGGUGAUGGUUAUAAUAUAGAAAACCAUAUAUUUGGUCAUGACAUUAAAUUGUUGGAGUUUUAUGUAAAUUGAA
Molecule: messenger RNA, 2087 nt
Organism: Dicentrarchus labrax (European seabass)
Lineage: Eukaryota; Metazoa; Chordata; Actinopteri; Moronidae
Product: macrophage mannose receptor 1-like
Exons: 5
Coding region: 95-1219 (374 amino acids)
Source: RefSeq, a predicted model, not a curated record